CCGCCAGCGCCACCCGCCGGCCGCGGGGCCGCACCGCGCCUCCCCCCGUCCCCCCCCUGCUCCGGCUCUCAAUGUUCCACACUGCCCGGCCACAGAGCCGCCGCCGCCGCCGUAGAGCCCCCCGGCCGCCUCCGUCCCCUCCUCGGGCGCCGCGGGCCCGGCCCGGCCCCCCGCCAUCCCGCCCCUCCGACCCAGCACUGGGACAGGACGCCGGCGAAGUUCCCCACAAUGUCCAGUGAUAGGCAGAGGUCAGACGAUGAAAGUCCAAGUACCAGCAGUGGUAGUUCAGAUGCCGAUCAGAGGGAUCCGCCUGCACCUGAACCUGAAGAGCAAGAAGAGCGAAAACCCUCUGCCACCCAGCAGAAGAAGAACACCAAACUAUCCAGCAAAACUACUGCUAAGCUAUCUACUAGUGCAAAAAGAAUCCAGAAGGAGCUAGCUGAAAUAACCCUUGAUCCUCCUCCUAACUGCAGUGCCGGUCCUAAAGGAGAUAACAUUUAUGAAUGGAGAUCUACUAUACUUGGACCUCCAGGUUCUGUAUAUGAAGGAGGUGUUUUCUUCCUGGAUAUCACAUUUUCAUCUGACUAUCCAUUCAAGCCACCAAAGGUUACUUUCCGCACCAGAAUUUAUCACUGCAACAUCAACAGUCAGGGAGUCAUCUGUCUGGAUAUCCUGAAAGACAACUGGAGCCCUGCUUUGACUAUUUCAAAGGUUCUGCUGUCUAUUUGUUCACUUCUGACAGACUGCAACCCAGCUGACCCUCUGGUUGGAAGCAUAGCCACUCAAUACCUGACCAACAGAGCAGAACAUGACAGGAUAGCCAGACAGUGGACCAAGAGAUAUGCAACAUAAAUGACAAACUACUUGUGCAGUGUGAAGGUGCAGAAGGCAACUUUGCAGUGUGCAACAAAUCUUUAUAGCCUUUACAAUACGGACUUCUGUGUAUAUGUUAUACUGAUUCUACUCUGCUUUUAUCCUUUUGAAGACUGGGAUACUGCCCCUCAGAAAGGUAAAUGCUAUCAAGAGUAGAAGUUUGUAGCUGUAGAUUAGUUAUGUUUAAAAUGCCUACUUGCAAGUCUUGCUUCUUUGGGAUAUCAAAAUGUAUUUUGUGAUGUACUAAGGAUACUGUUCCUGAAGUCAACCAAAUAUUAUAGUGCAUUUUAGCCUAAUUCAUUAUCUGUAUGAAGUUAUUAAAGGUAGCUGUAGAUUACUAGGAAUUAUGUCAUUUGUAUUAAACCCAGAUCUAUUUCCAAUAUGUGGUACAUGCUGUUGUGAAAACUGUUUUAACUUUUACCUUUGUCAGUUUGUAAUGAAAGGAUUUCCUUUUUCCCUUUGUAGCUCAGAGAGCACCCAGUGUAUCAUCUCAAACACAAUAAACAUGUUCCCCAAGGAGUA
This is a messenger RNA of Vidua macroura (Pin-tailed whydah), 1395 nucleotides long. RefSeq names its product ubiquitin conjugating enzyme E2 E3 (gene UBE2E3). The record is from RefSeq and is a predicted model, not a curated record. Gene Ontology annotation, biological process: protein polyubiquitination. Gene Ontology annotation, cellular component: nucleus. The transcript is spliced from 6 exons. Gene Ontology annotation, molecular function: ubiquitin conjugating enzyme activity. Lineage: Eukaryota; Metazoa; Chordata; Aves; Passeriformes; Viduidae. Bases 229 to 852 code for a protein of 207 amino acids.